This is a messenger RNA of Branchiostoma belcheri (Belcher's lancelet), 4741 nucleotides long. Its product is annotated as PHD finger protein 12-like. Gene Ontology annotation, biological process: negative regulation of transcription by RNA polymerase II. Gene Ontology annotation, cellular component: Sin3-type complex; nucleus. The record is from RefSeq and is a predicted model, not a curated record. Bases 373 to 3717 code for a protein of 1114 amino acids. Gene Ontology annotation, molecular function: transcription corepressor activity; protein binding. NCBI's taxonomy places the organism in Eukaryota, Metazoa, Chordata, Leptocardii, Amphioxiformes, Branchiostomatidae. The transcript is spliced from 16 exons.
GCCCUCAUUUCAACCUGCGCAUGCGUAUCUGUCUGGUGUCGAUUUUUUGCGCCAAGUUUUGCGGUGAAUUUUCCUGUGUUUUCAGCCCUUCUUACCUGCUUUUCUCGCUCAUUUUUCGAUAAUUUUCGCCAGAAACUUGGAUUCUGGUAGCCACUAGUCCUAGUAUUCCGUGGAUUAAGUUCAGUGCAGUUUCUACAAAUCGUUCUCGAGAAAUUGAGGCGGAAAGUUGGUAGGUGGUGGGGGGAGCUUCGAAAGGCAGAGCCGGGGUCGGUUUCUCCGUAAGCUGACUUCAGAUGGACCCGGAAAGCUGAGUUUGUCAGCCGAGCGAGCUGUGCAGACGACUUUUCUGUUUUUUACCUGUACGUCACCGACAUGACGACCGUCACGUAUGAUCUGGAUACGUCCGGGGGACUCAUGGAGAAAAUCCAGGCCCUGAUCGCGCCGCCGCAGAGCGAAGAGCCGCCGAAGCGGUCCAGGAGGGAGGCUCGGGAGCCGAGAAGGACCGGGAAGAGCUUCAACCGCGACUGUUGCGACUCCUGCAAGGAGGGAGGGGACCUUCUUUGCUGCGACCGCUGUCCGGCCGCGUUCCACCUCCAAUGCUGUGACCCUCCCCUGUGUGAAGAGGAUCUCCCCGAGGGAGAGUGGUUGUGCCAUCGCUGCGCGGUGCUGCAGCAGUUCCCUGAGCUGGACGACCGGGACGAAACUGCCUCCAACGCCAGCGUGGCCAGCAGCACGACUAGCAACAAACAGGCAUCAAGUUCAGCCAGUAGCAGUGCCACUAACGGAAGUAAACAGGCACCGAGUGCAGCGGGCAGCAGCAGUAGUGCGACUGGAAACAAACAGGCACUGGGCCUGGCAGUGAAGCAGCCAGCCCUGGUGAGAAAGCCCCCUGGUGCGAGCGGGGUGAGAGGGCAGAGUUAUGAGCGGGGAGAUCGAGCUUUAGAAAACGCACCGGUGUCUGCGACUACAAGAAGUAAGGUUCUGGAGAAUGGGGAGCGAGGGGCGGGGGAUGCUGCUGUCGCCAUGGAUACGGGGUUGCCGGGUAACGGUGAGGAGCAGAAGAGCGGUGUGGAGACGCCCUUCCAGCUGCUGCUGCAGGCAGCCAGGCUGCAGAACCCAAAACAGUUCGCCCUCCCCAACGAGUUCAUGUACCACGCCGCACUGCCUGGUACGAGUAAGACGCAGUGGACGUACCGACAGCGCCACACCAGCAAACGGGAGACGAAGAAACCGUACGAGAUCGACAACGGCAUGGUGCCCCUCCCCGCCAAACUGUGCUUCACAUGUAACAGGAGUUGCCGGGUGUCCCCGCUGAUCCAGUGCGACUACUGCCCGCUGCUGUUCCACCAGGACUGCCUCGACCCCCCGCUGACCUCCAUGCCAACCGGGCGCUGGAUGUGCCCCAACCACGCCGAGCACGCCAUCGUAAGUACAGCCAAUCAGAACUCAGAAGCAAAGCUGAAUGCCUACCACAUGAGAUGCCUACGCAGGAUCUUGGGUAUUAAAUGGCAGGACAAGGUCUCAAACACCGAGGUCCUCGACAGGUCGAAGUCCAGGACCCUGUUUGCCAUGAUCAGCGAGCGUCGCCUGAGAUGGCUUGGACAUGUGCGCCGCAUGGGAAAAGGCCGCAUUCCCAAGGACCUUCUAUAUGGCCAGCUUGAAAGCGGUUCACGUCCAGUUGGCCGUCCUCACCUGAGGUACAGAGAUGUCUGUAAGAGAGACCUUGCGUCGGCAGGCAUCAGCGUGGACUCGUGGGAGGAACUGGCACUCAACCGCUCAGACUGGAAACACGCUGUGAAAGCUGGGGGUUCCAAACGCGAUAAGCAGCAGUACCUGUUGCCGCCGCCCCUGAUGCCGCCCCCGCCCAAGCGGCUGUGCCAGGCCGCCCCGACCAAAGAGCCGCGACCGACGUCGCCCAACACCUCCGCAGGAGAGCAGGAGGAGUGGCUGAAGAGCGUGAUCGCGAUGCAGGUGAAGGUGGCCCAGCACCUGACCCAGCAGCAGCUACGCGGCGAGGCUCCUUCCCUCAAAACCACCCUCCCCGCAACCGCGCCCGUUACCAUGGAAACCGCUCGCGUGCCCUCGCCGCCCGUCGUAACCACAGCAACCACUGCCUCAGGAACUCUCGUCGACCAAUCACAGCACACGAACUGCGUCGCUGCUACCAGCGCGACCAAUCGCGGCUCCCCAGUCCCCAACGGGCCGGUCAAACAGGAGGCGGCAAUUCACAGAGACUCCAGCCCCACGCCGCUUGUAGGGCUGCAGGGGGGGCACAUUGGGCCGCAUGGGGCUCAAAUAGGGCCACAGGGGGGUCACACCGGGCCGCAGGGGCCCCCCAAACCUCAGGAAGUCUUGGCCAAUGGGCCCACGUGUCAGCGAUCGGAGGGGAAGGCGAACGGGCCGGUUCUGGCUGGCGGCGGGAGAAGCACGAUCAGCAGCUCUGCGCCGGAAACGUUACUCGACCUGCUGAAACCCGACCCUGACCGGACGCCCAACCAUUCCCUCCCCAGGCCAAAGGUCGUAGGGGAAGGGUCGGAGGUCAAGCCGGGGGAGUCGCGUGUUGUGACCGUGCCCAACAGCAUGACGGCGAACCUACAGCAAAGAAUCGUCACCACGGUCGCCGGGAGACAAGGCACCGUUGUCACCACGAGGGUCGUGACCCCAAACGCACGCCAGGGUCAAGUGCCAAAGGUCAGCGUGAGUCAGGGCAUGGCCGUCAGUCAGAGCCCUGUUCCCGGGAGGUCGUCGCCCACGGUUACGGGGUCAGCAGCAGGCCUGAUGGGAAGUCUAGGCCGGAUGGUGAACAGCCAGGCAGUGGGGUCAGCCAAAACGGUGAACAGUCCGAGCCCUGGCCUGGGCGUUGCCGGGGGUAACAAGGCCCCGCCCGUGACCAUGCUCAGCUCCUCCCCGACGAUACAGAACCUCAACAACCAGCUGCAGGCCAUGAUAGACGGGGUCGGAGAAGUUGAACUGAGCAAGUUGGACCAACAACUGAUCAACAUCCUGGCCUUCCAGAGGCUACAGCAGCUCCUCCCGCCAAAGACCUCCACCUCUCAGCCCAGCAAUAAGAAGACGUUGUUUAACGGACUGAACGGGCCGCUGCUGUCGGGCAGUUCGCAACAGCUGCAGGCGCGAGCCGUGAUGUGUCCGCUCACGGGCAAGGGGCAGCCGGUCCAGAUGUGCUACAGAACGCUCCACAUAGGAACAGGAGGUGACAUGGACGUGUGUUUGAAUCACUACGGCAACUGCAGCUUCGUCUCCGCAAAACACGCCUGUAUCUUCUACGAUGAGACGACGCAGCACUACGAGCUUCUGAACUACAGCGAGCACGGGACGACGGUGGACAACGUGCUCUACUCCUGCGACUUCUCCGACAAGCAGGCCGCCGUCGCCCCCGGCAACCCCAUCGUCAGCCAGGUCCGCAGCAUCAUCUGCAGGAGGAGGCAGGAGAAGGAGGAGGAGAAGGAGAGAAAACGCAUGUCUGCGAGUGGCUCCAGCCUGCCCAAACCCUGUAACUGCAAGGCCAGCAGCUCGAGCCUGAUUGGCGGCAGCGGUGCAGGAUGGGAAGGCACGGCGCUGUUGCACCAUGGGAGUUACAUCAAGGUCGGGUGUCUGCAGUUCGUGUUCAGUAUCGUCGACCACGCGGCGAGAUUCGCGCCCGGCGAGCGGAAAAUGUCGGGAAAAUCAACCCUUCUCAGGUCCACCUCAGUCCCAUAACAGUCCUAUUCCAAACUCCCUACAUCCUUUGCAACUACCCAUGAUUCUCUGCAGGAUGGGGCAAAGGUCACAGGUCAAAGUGUAUGAAUGAUUCUGAGUGUACAGAUGAUGACGAGUUAAGAAAAAAAAACAAAGAAGAUAUUUUUGAAAGCUAUCUUUACUACUACGUUGUACACAAUUGUUGUGGAUGUUCCGUGGUUUUUCUAGUAGAUAUUCCCUAGAUUAUUUUUGUGGAAGCGAAAAUAAAAACUCUGUUCCGAUGUAUUUCUCCUAUGUUGUCAAGUUCAGAAGAUAAAAGAUUUAUUGUUAGGGUUGUGUAAGAGUGCAGUGCUUCCUCCUUGAAAGUAAGAGUAAGAACUUGUGAAGUUGAGAGCUCUUUUCAAAUGGACUUCGGUAGCUAAGGGACUAGAUCACUUUAGAAUGUAAGUUAGGUCGGACAAUGUUGUCAAACGAAAAGAAGAUGAGUAGAUCAUACUCAGUGCGAAAGUCUCAGCCUCAACUGCAAGUCCUGGAAAAUGUAAAGACGACAUUUCGAUGUAAAAUCUACUUCUUGUAUCUUCUCAAGAAAUGAUUGGCGGUUUUGACAAGAAGCUGAGAAUCGGUAGAAAUGAAAUGUGGAGGUUCCAACAUGUUUUAAUGUUGGGGGGGGGGGAGGAAGGCCACUGCUGUCAGAUAUGGCAUCGUUUGUACCCUAUUUUUGAACGUAAGUUAUUUUUAAUGAAUUUUGAGCGCUUAAUUCGUGAAGAGCCUCUACAACCCCUUCCUCUUGAAAUGAAUUUGAUAAAAUGUUUGUAAAGUUUUAGUGUGGAGUCUGUAGUUGGAAGCUUUUGCCACGUUUUAUCUGGUCCUACGAAAUACGAGGCUCAAAAGUUGAAAUGUUGAUUUGUUGAAGAAUCUACAGUUUUCUUCCUUGUACAUAGUGUUUGAUAAGUGUACAGAUCUAUACUGUUGUCUAGUAUUACUGACAUGUAUGUAUAUCCAUAAAGGAAAAAUGCUUUAACAGAAAAACUUAUGUGUGAAAAUA